AUGGACCACAUGGGCUUCCAGAUGCCGCACAUGGGGGGACCGCCCCCCAUGAUGAACCAGCCGCCGCAGAUCUUUGGGUCCUAUACCCCCGACGGCUUGCCCGUCCAGCACAUGCCCCCCGAUCUCGCCGCCCACAUGUUCGGUGACCCUUCGACCCUGCUUGACGAUGCGAACGAGGCAAAGAGAAGAAGAAUUGCGCGGGCUUGUGAUAUGUGUAGGAAGAAGAAGAUCAAGUGCGACGGCAAGAUGCCCGCCUGCAGCCACUGCAUAAACUACAAGACGGAUUGCGUUUUCACCCAGGUUGAGAAGAAGCGCAAUCCACCAAAGGGAGCCAAGUACAUCGAAGGCCUCGAGAAUCGUUUGGGUCGCAUGGAGAACCUGCUGAGGCUUUCCGGUCUCCUCGGUGAAGACGACGAUGGCGACACGGAUCUUGGCACACUCGAGAAGCGCCUGGCCGAGAAACAACACCAGUCGAGACAGGCCUCUCAAGUUGCGUCUAACCCGACUUCGCCGUCGCAGGCUACAUCGGGACAGAACGAGAACAUGUCCACGCCGCACAGUGCCAUUACGUCGCCCGAGCCGACCAAGGAUUCCCACAGGGAGCACAAGGACGGCGACAGGCAUCGGGCCUCGGUGUCCGAGGAGAAGGAUAAUGAGGAGGAGGUCGAGGCACUAUCCGAGCUAAUGUGCUCUCUGGUCACGAACCAAAGCGGCGAGACCCGCUACAUCGGCUCUUCCUCCGGGUUUUCCAUCUUUUCACCCAAGGGCAUUCAGUGGGUGAACGAAAAGACGGGCGACAACUCUUUUCAGCAGAUGAUUUCCGAGGUGUCGCUUGACGACCACAAGUGGACCGCCUGGAAGCCCGAGGUUUUCAGCGAUCUCUUCCGCCGUCCCAUCUUCCGACCCUUGCCUCCCAAGGCCGAGGCAUUGUCUUUGCUGAAGGACUUCUUCGAGAACUUCAAUUGCAUGUUCCCCUUGUUCCACCAGCCGACCUUUAUGCAUCUGGUUGAACGGCAGUAUUCCGACGACCCCUACGAGGGUACCGGCUGGUGGGCCAGUUUGAACUGUGCCUUGGCUUUCGCCCACCGCCUGCGCGUCAUGAGCAACCUCGUGCCACAGGAGGAGGACGAUAAAGCCUGGGGAUAUAUCAAGAAUGCUUUGGGAACGUUUGCCGAGUUGACGAUGCGCAACACAGACUUGCUGAGUGUCCAGGCCUUGCUCGGGAUGGCCCUCUUUAUGCAGGGGACCCCGAACCCGCAGCCCACGUUCCUUCUCGUCUCGACGGCCAUUCGCCUGUCCCACACGAUUGGCCUGCACAAGCGAGGAACGGGCUUCAACCUCAACCCCAUCGAGAUUGAACAGCGGAAGCGAGUUUUUUGGAUCGCGUACAUGCUGGACAAGGACAUGUGUCUUCGGGCGGGCAGGCCGCCGGCGCAAGACGACAACGACAUGAACGUGGAACUACCCGACGCCGAUCCAGAAGACAACAUCGGAAACAUUCCGUUGGCCGACGGCAAGGGCAAGAUGAACCUGUUCAGGGUCAUGUGCGAGUUUGCGACCAUCGAAAGCAAGGUGUACUCACGGCUCUACUCGACCAAGGCCACCAAGCAGUCGAGCGGAGAGCUGCUAAACACCAUCGGAGAGCUGGACAAAGAACUCGAGGACUGGAAGGACAGUAUCCCAAUCGACUUCAGACCCGAGCACGAGAUCAAGGCGUCGCACACGCCCCUGAUUUUGCACGUCGUCAUGCUUCAUCUGACCUACUACAACUGCCUGACGACAAUCCACCGUAUGUCGGUACAUCACGGCUACUGGACAAGUCGACUGUCCAAUUAUGCCAUCCAGGGGCUCAACGCCAAACCCUUGAAUCCGCGUGUCUUCGCCUCUGCGGCUCUUUGUACCGCCGCUGCGAGGGCUUCGAUCUCGCUUCUGAAGUACAUGCCGCAAGGGGACUCUCCGAGUGUUUGGCUCAUUAUAUACUUCCCGGUGUCGGCAUUGAUGACGCUUUUUGGAAACAUUUUACAAAACCCCAUGGAUCCGAGGGCCAAAUCGGACACGAGGCUGAUGAACUUGGUCGUCAAUUUCCUGUCCAUGUUGGGGCAAGAGGCCGAGACUGGCGGUGUCCACCGCAUGCUGGGUGUCUGCUCCGAGUUUGAGAGGAUAGCAAAGCUCGUCAUCGAGAAGGCGGAAAAGGAGCAGUCCUCACGCAGGAAACGAAAGAGCGACGCCGCUCCAAAGUCGACGUCGAGCCCCGCCGCAUCCAGUCACACGCCUCGACCGAUGUCUGUGACGACGCCGACCCCUCACAGCAUGCACGCGACGGCGACACCUUCCACCACGAAUGGCCAGCUGUCGCCCGACUUUAACGGCGAGGCCAACCGCCGGAGGCAUGCCUUCAGCCCCAUGCAGACGACUUCGAUGCGAGAGCCAUCGCCGGCUCUGCCAUCCGCUGGCUGGCCGCAAGAGUUCAAUAUCCCGGACCAGACGAACUUUGGCAACUUUGCAGAGAUGACAGGGUUCGGCGGGCCCCAGAACCCGCGGUCGCCGGCGGUAAAUCUAGGUGCUCCUUUCCAGCAGCCCCUCUUGCCUCAAGACUUGUUCUCACUCCCCAUGACGCUGGACUGGGACUGGGCCGAGAUGAGCGGCGGCGCCUACCCGACUGUGGAGAAUGGCAACGUGGGUUGA
Molecule: messenger RNA, 2685 nt
Organism: Colletotrichum higginsianum IMI 349063
Lineage: Eukaryota; Fungi; Ascomycota; Sordariomycetes; Glomerellales; Glomerellaceae
Product: Fungal specific transcription factor
Exons: 5
Coding region: 1-2685 (894 amino acids)
Biological process (GO): DNA-templated transcription; regulation of DNA-templated transcription
Molecular function (GO): DNA binding; zinc ion binding; DNA-binding transcription factor activity, RNA polymerase II-specific
Source: RefSeq, a predicted model, not a curated record